Bactrocera neohumeralis is the source of this 6871-nucleotide messenger RNA. Its product is annotated as limbic system-associated membrane protein. NCBI's taxonomy places the organism in Eukaryota, Metazoa, Arthropoda, Insecta, Diptera, Tephritidae. Bases 136 to 1569 code for a protein of 477 amino acids. Gene Ontology annotation, biological process: synapse organization; homophilic cell-cell adhesion. Gene Ontology annotation, molecular function: protein binding; axon guidance receptor activity. The transcript has 8 exons. The record is from RefSeq and is a predicted model, not a curated record. Gene Ontology annotation, cellular component: axon; plasma membrane; neuronal cell body.
GCCAGGACGAUUCCUAUAGAAAUUUGUGUAAGCUAUUAUUAAAACUGAUGUGUUUUUUCUGUAGUGUUAUAUAAAAAUAAUAACUAAGUGAAAUAAAAUAUAUAAAUUUUCAAUUGGUGAAUUACAUCUUUUGAAAUGGAGUGCAUUUUCAGUGCGUGUCAUCGAUUUACAUGGCCAAUGUUUUUUUUGCUGGCAAUAAUAUUUCACAUAAAAACAACAGCCUCUCACUCGGAUGGACUUUUCACAUUAACUGAUCAUGAUUCCCCAGCAGUGUCACCUAAAUUUCUAUCGCGCGGACAUUUGUAUAAAGUCAUAGUUGGUGAAACUAUAGAACUUCCUUGCAAGGUUCAAAAUCUUGGAUCUUUUGUUUUGUUAUGGAGAAAAGGUUCUUCCGUUUUAACAGCGGGUCACUUAAAAAUAACAAGGGAUCAAAGAUUCAAAAUUGUGGGGGACUACAAUCUUCAAAUAGCAAGUGUGAAAACUCAGGAUGCUGGUGAUUAUAUUUGUCAACUUGGAGAUCAAGAAAAUCGGGAUCAAGUUCAUACUGUGGAAAUUUUAGUACCGCCAACACUUCGUGCGUUACCGCACAAUGGUCAAGUUACUGCUCGUAAAGGAAGUACCGUUACCUUAGAAUGCAAGGCCUCGGGUAAUCCAGUACCAACUAUUUAUUGGUUUAAAAAAGAUGUGUUCGCGGGCCCAACUCAUUUAUCUGAUAGUUCAACAUUAAUAUUGGAGAACGUCGAUAGACAUCAUGCUGGAAUCUAUCAGUGUUCUGCGGAUAAUGGAGUGAAAGAACGCGUAUCGAUGGACAUACAACUAACUAUUCUUUCCCCACCUGAAAUAACUGUCGAGAAGUCAUGGGUUCAUGCAGCCGAAGGUCAUGAUGUGGAACUUGCUUGCAUAGUUCAUGGAGAUGUAAAUUCUGAGAUGCUGUGGUAUCAAAACUCCUUUCUAUUAGAUCCUACCGAUAGAAGAUCAAUGCAGUCCAAUGAUGACAAAUAUACGUUAAUAAUUAGGAAAUUUCAACCAUCUGACUUUGGAAAUUAUAGCUGCGUUGCCGAUAACGCACUUGGUAGAACGAAAAAAUAUAUUGAAGUCUCCGGACGUCCGGGUCCUGCAAACUUCAUAUCACCAGCUUUGAGUGGUUAUCUCGAUCAUUAUAAUUUAACGUGGACUAUUGAAUCAAUACCCGCGCUCGAUGAAAUUAAACUUUUGUACAGACGACUAUUGAUGAAUGAAACGUAUCAACAUCCAGGAAAAUGGCAUGAAAAUCAUAUAAAUCCAACGUUAAUUCGAUUUGAUAACACUCACUUUAUUAUGUCACAUGUGAUAAAAAAUUUGGAGCACAAUGCAGUGUACGAGGCCAUUGUACAAGCCAAGAAUAAAUAUGGAUGGAAUGAGAUUAGUGACAUUCAUCAAUUCUACACCAGAAAUCACGACCUUUUGCUUGACAUAGAUAUGGAGUACAAAAUGGGAAUUUCGAAUGGAAAAGGACACCCACAUAAUUCCAAUAUUAUAAAGACAGUAUUUGCCUAUAUAAUUUUCCACAGUUUGAAAGUUUGUAUUUAAGGACUUAUUACUUUAUUAUUCAUUAAAAAAUGUGCCUUAUACUUCAGUUCAAUAUUUAAAUUAAUAUUUCAAGCAUUGUUUUUGUUUUUUACAAUACAUUUUUUAUAAAAGAGUUUAGAACACUACUUACUGGAAACCGUUCUAUGUUGCAAAUUAUCCAUAUCUUUUAUAUUUUAUAUUUCACAAUAUAUUUUUUAUAAUAUAAAAGUUUAGUAUACUAGCCACCAUAAACCUUUUCAUGGGUAAAAAAUAAUCCGCUCUAAAUGUAUUUCCAAAAAUUUUUUCCUAAUCAUUAAUAGCCAAAAAUUUAUUUGUAAACAAACUUUAUUAACCGGUUAUAACUGCCUGCAACUUUUGUGCAGUAGAUUAAAUAAUACAAAAUCAAAAUUACUACUGGAUUUAAAUUUUGAAAGCGUUCGUAGCCCUAUUGCAUUUAUUAAACUUAAAUCUUUUUAUUCUUUGCAAAACUUGUUGAGUGUCUUCGAGCGUGAAGAGUAAAUUUUUCAUAAUUGAUCAUCAUUGCUACAAAUGAUUUCAAAAAACCAUUGUAUGUAAGUCAAAUAUAUGUGGUUAUAAUACAAGUUCGAAAAAAGCUUAGGGCCGUUUUCUCAAUACCCGGAUAAUAUGAUCCUUAGCCGCUAAUAGAUAGUUUUAACUGACAGAACCGUUUUCACCAAGUUGUGGGUAUUGUGAAAGCGUAAAGAAAACAGUUCACAAAACUUACAUUAUGGAGACGUAAAACUGUGUAAGCGUCACCGUGUACGUGUAUGUUUUCGUUGGCGAAGGGACGACGAGGAAAGACGAAGAAGUAACCGUGCCGCUCGUACUCGGGUGGCAUGCCUUUUUCCGUAAUUGCCCGCUGAUACGCAAUUCAGCAAACCUUUUCAUUUUGAAACUCUUUUCAUGGCUUGGUGUCAGAGGUAUAUUUACAUUAUAUUCGGAAAUUUAAAAUUUAUCACCCCUUUUUUUAUGGAAUAUGCAUAUGUGAAUGCAAAUAUAUCUAAUAUGUAUAUAAUGAUAGUGAGCGACAAAAGUGGCCCCGUCUGAACGCUGUCUAUCCAGCUGAUUUUUCUUUUAGCUAACAACUGUAAUUACAUUUUCUGGUUAGAAAUUAACCAAAACUCCUUCUCUCGUAAAGUUCACCAGAUAGUUGCUAAGCAGAUAUUGAGAAACCAUUUUUCAAAACAUUGCCGGCAAAAGUCUGGUUAAGCGCUAAACCAUAUAUUGAGAAACGGGCCUUAUGAUUUAUUCUCUCAUGUUAAUAGAGUAUUUUUAAGCAAGUGUGCUAAGUACUGGUAGCUUGGAACAUCGGUACUCUUAUUGUGUCAAAUUUUUUUUUAGAAUUUUAACUCAAAACUUUUUAUAUUACAACGUAACUUAAAUUUUUAUAUAAAAUAUGCGAUCAUUAUAUAAUAUUUUUUUAUGUAAUUAUAUAAAAAUCACUAAUUUAUUUUAAUUACUGUUCUAAUAUCUACUUAAUAACUAUGGAUUUUACUAUUAAAUACUAACUGAAAUGUCAAAUCAAGACAUUUUCGAAGUGUUCAGGAGAUAAACCAGCUAUGCGUUGAUCCCAUAAUUCAAAGAUGUUAUCAUUUGUGUAGGACAACAAUUAAUACUCAGUAUUUUACAAUUAGUACAUACUUAGAAAAUAUAUAUACAUAUGUAUAGCAGAAGACGGAAAGAACAUAAUAUAAAAAUAAAAACAAAUCCUUAAAAUGUUGUGUUGAAAACAAUAUAUGUAUGUACAUAUAUAUUACAUACAUAUGUAUGUAUAUUUAACAAAAUAAACACAAAUAUUUUUGAGUGUGGAAUACAUAGAGAAUAAAGUAAUUAAAAAGUAUGAACAUAAAAAAGUAUUUACAAAUAUUACAUCAAAAAAGUUUAACCUAAUAAGACUGCUACCAUUACAUAGCACACAUAGAAUGACACACUUGGAGAUACACUUCAUAAAUUAUUUUAUUUAAGAUUUUAACACUAAAAAUAGUAACAUGACUGAUUCCAUAUGUUCUUAUGCAUCUGCAUUUCUAAAAACCGAACAUAAUUUCAUUAAAUUUGUUCCUUUAAAAUGUUUAAAUCUUUAAUUUAACACACGCUUAGUUCACCCUCAUUUAUUAACUUUAGGUAAGUCACCAUUAUUUUUUAUUAUUAUCUUGCCAUAAAUAUUGAAAACUUCCGAGCUACAACAUACACCAUAGAGGUAUUCUUAAAUACGUUAUAUUUUCGACAUAAAAAACAUCAACAAUUUUUUAGUGUAGUUAAUAAUAUAAUAUAAGAAACUUUUGCAAAAAAUAUUUAAUUAGGUUGUCUGAUUUGUCUCGGCGUUAAUGAUUGGGAAAAAUACAAUAAAAACCUAAUAGCAUAAUUUCCAACUAUGCCUUCAAUUAAAGCUCAGCGAUAAUUCCGUUUUUUAUAGCUUUUCUUCAGUAUAAAACAGACUCAAAUUUUUUUAUUACAAUAAAAGUGGGUGUGGUUUUCAAAAUAAUAUAAUUUUUCGCUAACCUACAAAGCGAAAAUCGAAAAUCUAAAAAUAUUAUUAAAAUCAAAAUCUUAAUUGACACACAUUUCUUUUGUUAUUGUUAUUAGUUUGAUCUGUAUGCACAUAUGUAUGUACAUACAUCAGAAACAUAUCAUUGUUAUACCCGUACCCCUAUGUAAUAAUAUGUUUUCUUUCUAGGAGAGACAGAAUUAGAGAUUUUUAAUUCAAAAAAUAUAUUUUUUUAUGACAUACAUUUGUAACCUUUAAAUAAUUUCAAAUUAAAAUAGUCAAUCCUUUAGAACAAGGGACGUAUUGAAUACUUGUUAUCUAAAUCCUAAAGAACAGAUGGCGUGUUUUACAAGAGUAUCUAAGUUUUGUUCCCAUAACGGAAAGUUCAUGACACCUAAAAAAUAAUGAUUAAUGUUGCACUCAGUAUGUAGGGACGCGCAAUGAUGAAACGGAAUGAUUUCUCAAAAUUUGGGAUCAAUAGCUAUUUCAGCGAGACUUAUGUAAAUGAUAAUAGUUAUAAAAUGGAUUCAAUGAGAUUUACCGUGUUAUUCUGCGAAAGCGCGAAAACAAUUUUAAGAACAUAUGAAUUAGUUUAAAACAAAGGACGAGCCGUUUUCUUUUAACAAAAGCUAUUACAAGCAUUAAUGAAGCUAUUAGAAAGAUUCCAAAUUUAGUCACAGACCUCUCAUACGUUCAUAAAGAUCUCCGUCCUUCCGAUUGACUUUAUACCGUCCAUUUCGGUCAGAGGUAUAUAACAAUAAAACCAAGUGCAAAGGUUUGUCAUAAUCAAUCACAUUAACUGCGUUCGAACCCUUCCAUACUUUUUGUGCCUUCCUUCCAAAGAUAUGAAUAACAUUUCUGUCCAAUUUUACUUAAUCAUGAACUAGCCAAAAACAUUUCCAUGACUUCGAUUCCCAUUAAAAUUGUAGAAUUUUCUUAUAUACGAGAUAUGUACACCAAACUUACUACUUAAAAUCCAAUUAGAUUUUUUAUUUAUAAUUAGGUCACAUUCGAAGAUAUGCCAUAAAUUGUACGUGAGAGAUUGAUUAGCUAUUAUAAACCAAACUAAUACAUGGAAAAUAGCAUAAUCAUGAUAAAAAUCAUUUACAACUCUCAAAUUGCCCAAAUCAAAAAAUUGCUAAGGUCCUUCUAACGAACCCGAUGUAUGUUCUAGUAAAUCAAUGUAGUUUAAUGCUAUAAAAAUCAGUAAUAUGUAAAAUCAUGGUGUAGGUACCUAAAAAGAGGAUUGAAAACAUUUUCUAUAAUUUCUCAUUAGAGAAAAAAUUGUAACGAAAAUUUCCAAAUAACUACGGUACGAAUCUUUAACAUACAUAAAAUUUAAGUCAUGUCAAAUUUAAUAUGUGCGCCACUUCAAAUUUUGUCAAUAAAACGUUAAUAUCUUUGAGUUUUUUCUUUGUCGUAGAAGGUUAUGAAAUUCUAAAAAAAUGUUCGGAGUUUGAAUUUUUUGUUCGCCUAGUAAAAUUUGUGUAAUUUCCUUUUAUUUCAUUACUUUUUAAUAUCAAUCCGAAGACGGCUUACAGCUUGCGGCGACUAAAAUUGUAAAAAAAUGUAUAUUUGUUUAUAUGUAAAUAUUAUCCGUUUAGUCCAUUUCUCUAUAUUAGAAAUUAUUGGUUGACAUAUGUAUAUUUAAAUAAUUUACACCAUAGUACUUGUUUCUCAAAGAUAAGUGUUCAAUUUCCUAUCUGAAUAAUGUUUCAUUUAAUUUUUAGAACAAUCAAGUAUUAAGCUAAAAAAUACAGAAAAAAAUAUUUUCCCAUGCUAUUUAUAUGGAAAAUGAAAUGUUAAGUAUAGGCGCACCUCUUAACAUUAAUAAUAACAACUCAAAAUUUAAGAGGAUAAUUUUUUUCUUCUUGAAUGUUUUUAGCCUGUUUUCAAGAUGAAAAAAGAUGCAUAAAAGUGACAUAGCCUAGUACUAUGUAUACAUUAAUAGUAUUCAUUAGUACUAUUUAACUACCAUUACCAUAGGCAUGUAUGUACAUAUUUUUAGCACAUAUGAUACUCACAUGGGAACGAGUGAUAAUGGUUAAUUUAACUAUUUUAGUAGGAUUUAUGUAAUAUUAAACAAUUAUUUAUUGUACAAAAGCAUUAAACUGAAAUUUGUAAAUAAAUAAAAUUAUAGUAUUCCAAUUAAUAAAAAUUCCACGGCAGCGACAAGAACUUAAUUAUAAAUUGAUAGUCAUAGGAUUGUGCGAAAUAUAUUUUUAAGAAUUAAUACUUUUGUAAUUAGUAUUAAUUUGGCGUUGCCUAUACCUAAAAUACAUACAAAGUAUGCAUGAAUUGAGAAAAAAUGUUAAUAAAAAUUUAUAAGUAAACUAUGUAUAUUGUGAAGUGCAGCUAUUUUAAGGAAUCACAAGCAUGUCAUAUUACCACAUAUUUAUUAAUAGUAUGUAUGUAUAGUAUCUGUGCAAUAGUUAUAAGCAAAUUUAAACGAACCCAAAACGAAAAUAAUUUGGAUUGUUAUUUUAAUUAUGUAGAUGUAUAUUAAAAUAACAUAUACUGAAUGUUGUAAUUAGUGCAUAAAACUAUUUGAGCUGCAAAAGUAUUAGAAAUAUGAUCAAUAUAUAACUUAAGUUAAGGAUUUAAUUGUCAUUAUUAAGAAGUAGUAAUAUUAAAAAGCACAUAAAGAGCUCACCUUCUCUUCAACUUGAAUAUUAGUAAUUUAAAAUAAGAAUUAAUACAUUUAGAAAUGCAUAUACUUUAAAAUAGUAAAGUACAUACAUACGUAGAAAAUGGAAAAUUCAGCUGCUAAUAUUAAUAAAAAUAUUUUCAAAUAAAAACACCAUAUCAAAAUCGAAA